Messenger RNA from Dictyostelium discoideum AX4, 1899 nucleotides. RefSeq lists its product as hypothetical. Gene Ontology annotation, biological process: 7-methylguanosine mRNA capping. The transcript has 4 exons. NCBI's taxonomy places the organism in Eukaryota, Evosea, Eumycetozoa, Dictyosteliales, Dictyosteliaceae. The coding region runs from base 1 to 1899 and encodes 632 amino acids. Gene Ontology annotation, cellular component: nucleus. The record is from RefSeq and is a predicted model, not a curated record. Gene Ontology annotation, molecular function: mRNA guanylyltransferase activity; ATP binding; hydrolase activity.
AUGAAACGUUCAAAUAAUGAUUCGAAUGGGCCAAAUAAAAAAAGUAAACAAGAUGAUGAUCCAUUAUCAUCAAUCUUAGGUGACAUUGACCAAAGUCAACAUGGUAAAUUACAAUCAACAUCAAUUAAAUCAACAUUUUCAUUAGAUAGUGUAAUGAAUAGAAUUAUAGAAUUAUCAAAACAACAUGGUGGUAUUGAUUCAAUAGAGGUAGAAGGUAGAAUUGGAUUAUUUUCAAAUACAUCAAAUGGUAAUACAUUUAAACCAGGUAUGGUUAGAGAUGAUUGGAAUGAUCUUUAUCAUCAUUUGAAAUUGAAAUCGGAACCAGUAGCAACCACAGAGACAGAUUAUAUUUAUAGUGAUUCAAUUCGUGUAGCCUAUGAUGAACAUUCAAAGAAAUGUUUAAGAAAGGAUAAGAAAACCGAUAAAACUAGUUUUGAUCAAUCAACCAAUUUAAUUUAUGAUUUUAGAAUAUCAACCUCAAUCGAAGAGAAAUUCCCACCACCUCUGUCAUUACCACCAGGUUAUAUCAUUCGUCGAGAAAAACAAAGAUAUACAUUUACAGAGGAUCAAUGGAAAAUAGAUUUAACUAAAGUUAUUGUUAGACCAGAUUUCAAUGCUACAGUUGAACAAGAACUUUAUGAAGUUGAAAUUGAAUUAUUCCCUGAAGCAAUUCAAGCUUGUCAAGAAAAAACAAGUUUAACUGAAUUAUUAAAUGAUUUUUUAAAUGCUAUUAAAGGAUUAACAAAUAUAGUUAAAAAUGGCGGAGAAACAUCAUUUCCAGAAAUUUCAUUAGAUAAAGUUGGAAAUGUUUCAGAAUUUUAUAGAUUGAGAGAUUUAGUAUUUAAGUAUAUUCCAAGUGCUCCACAAAGAAAAAAUGAUACAUUUCCUGGUUCAAUGCCUGUAAAUUUUGGUAAGAAAUAUUUUAUUCAUGUUCAAAAUAAUGAAUAUUUUGUUAGUGAUAAAACUGAUGGUAUAAGAUAUAUGUUAUUAAUUGAUCAUACUGGUUGUUAUUUGGUUGAUAGAAAAUUUGAUUUUUAUCAAAUUCAAGGUUUUGAUAUACUUGUAACAUUAUUUGGAGAAGGUACAUUAUUAGAUGGUGAAAUGGUUAGAAAUUUACAAACUAAAAGAGCAAAUUUUUUAAUAUUUGAUGUUUUAUCAGUAAAGAAUGAAUUACAUCAUCAAAAAUUAUUAAAAGAUAGAUUAACAGAGAUUGGUAAUGUAGUUUCAACAUUACGUUCAAAUUUAAAGGUUGAUACACCAUUUGAUAUAUUGGGUAAAUCAUUCCAACUUAAAUCAAAGAUUGUAAAUUUAUUUAAAAAUAUUAAAGAAUAUCCAAAUGGUGAAAGAGUUUAUUCAGAUGGGAAAAGAUGUCACAAUACUGAUGGUAUUAUAUUCACACCAAAUAUAGCCUAUAGUAAUUAUACAGUUCAUACAUUAUUCAAGUGGAAAUAUUGUGAUAAGUGGACUAUAGAUUUCAAGGUAAGAGAUCGUGGUCAGAAAGGGUGGUAUCUAAGUUGUGUGGCCAAUGAUAAUAUUGAAGUCGAUUGUAGAGAGGUAAACUUUUCAAAUGAUGAUUUACAAAAGUUAAGAAGAGAAUUUCAAAGAGCAAGAGAUACUUCAACCGUUGUAGCUGAAUGUUCUUUUCAACCAAAAUGGGGAACUUGGAAAUUUCAUCAAGUUAGACAUGAUAAAAAAAAAGGUAAUUAUAUCAGUAUCGUAAUGGAUACAAUGGAAAGUAUCGCUGAGAACUUAUCAAGUGACGAGUUGAAAUAUCGUAUACCUUUAUUACCUCAUGAUGAUAAUUGGGAAGAAGAAAUGUCAAGAAUUAGAUCUCAAUUAAUCAAUAAUAUUAAACCUUCUAAAUCUUCAACUUCAACUUAUCAACCAUUUCCUCAAUAA